Molecule: messenger RNA, 2126 nt
Organism: Perca flavescens (yellow perch)
Lineage: Eukaryota; Metazoa; Chordata; Actinopteri; Perciformes; Percidae
Gene: pheta2
Product: PH domain containing endocytic trafficking adaptor 2
Exons: 4
Coding region: 409-1203 (264 amino acids)
Biological process (GO): endosome organization; retrograde transport, endosome to Golgi; receptor recycling
Cellular component (GO): trans-Golgi network; early endosome; recycling endosome
Source: RefSeq, a predicted model, not a curated record
AGAGCUGAGGCAAAUACAUCAGACCACGAACUCCACUUAAGCAUCCUGUGUCUCGCUUCCAGGUAGCAGUUCUCUGACUGCUUGGUUCAGCUGAUCCGCCAGCUCAGGGCAGACUCAAGCAGAGAGGAGAGAGAGAAUAUAAUAUGUCAGGAUUGUGUUACCAGGAAGUGGGUCGAGUUAUUUAUAUUUCAACACUCGUCCUCUUGUACCCGAGGGAGAACCAGUGGUGUAGUAACCUGAAACUAUAUAUUCAAACAUUGUCUGGUUCUGGAUGCAUCAAACAAUUGGCUUCAUGUUUGGGAACUCUAAGGACCAAGGAGAGGAGAUCUGUACAUGUAAAUAAUGUGGAGACUGUGUGGAAGGGUAAAGUGACCCUGUGAGGGACUCAACAUUGGCAGAGGUUUUGGGAUGAAGCUCCAUGAGAAGAUUUUGACCCAUUACCUUUCAUGCACCUCUCCUGUAGAUAAAGAGGGAUAUCUCUACAAAAAGAAAGAGAGAAAUGCCACCUACCAGCGCCGGUGGUUUGUCCUGAAGGCAAACCUGCUUUUCUACCAGGAUCGUCCAGCUGACCGACACCUGCUGGGUGUCAUUGUGCUGGAGGGGUGUGCCGUCCGGCGCUUGGAGCCUGAUGGACAGUUUGCUUUUUCCCUGGUGUUUGAAGGGCCAGGACUCAAAACCUACAGAUUUGCAGCAGGGGAUGGUCAGACUCAAGAGAGUUGGGUUAAAGCUUUGCUCUCAGCCAGCCACUGUUACCUCUCCCUGCUGGUGAGAGACUUGGGGAGGCAGUAUGAAGAAGCUAAACAGCAACAAGGCUCUGGUGAAUCCCGUCCCAGCUCCUCUGUCAGUGCUCUCAAACAGUCCACCCCCAACUUCCUCUUACCUGUACAGGGGCCAACAGCAGUGGUCCGGGCGGGGAGAAGCUUCAGUGCCGGGACUGUUUUACAGGCACCAUCAAUACCCAAUAAAGUGGUGGCGAAAAAGUCCCCGAAACUGUGGCCCAGGAGAAAUGCUCACGUCACACCACUUAAUGGACCGGCACCUUUGUAUGGGGAAUGGCCUUUGGUGGAUUUUGAUCCACUUGAGGACUUUAGCAAACUUCAUGAUUAUUAUGGCCAGGAAGUGAAGAAAGCCAGAGAGGAAUGGCUGAGGAGUCGACGAGCAGAAGAGAAACACAGUGAUGGAGAUCUCAUCGACCUGGGGUGAAAGAAAACCUGAGAGUUAGAGACCAUUUAAGAGGAACUGAGACGAAGUGUUUCAUGUAAAAAAGGAACUGAACCUUAAGUAUCUAACUGUAUUUAACAACAGAGAGUUUGAGGCUCAGACACUUGUACAUGUGCUAAAUGUUCCUCCAUUUCAUAUGCUGAGUUUAAAUCAUUUCAGUUAGAUUUGUUUUACAGAAAGCUAUAAUUUUCCUGAGCCAAACAGCCUUAAAGUGUCCAUGGGAUGCAACAAAGAACAAGCAAGGAAGCAAGAGUGCAGGUAUUGCGUUGUCUGCACAUCUGCACCUUUUAGAUACAAAGCAGUGUGUCAGUAGGUCUAUUUCACAGCAUUUUGACUAACGUAACAAUGUCCGUGUUUAAGUAAGUGUCUAAGUAAGCCAUGACAGUGUAACAGUGAGCCAGCAUGCACAAUAACAGGACCCUGAAAGUGAAAUAGCUAAAUGAAAUUCAGCUAUCAUCAAUUGUUACACUUGUGAUUUACAUGCUGUGACAUGAAAAACGGCCAUUCCUUGUUUAUUUACUUCCUUCUAAUCGCAACCUGCCCAUCUGCCACUAAGCGGUUAUUCACGCGGUGCAAUUAUUAAGUUCAUCCAUGGCAUAAAAAGGCUUCAGGAAGCAGUAUUAAGCAAAGAUUAUUCAUUGCAUGAAAACAAUUUAUUGAUCUACCCUAUGAUACAAACACAAACAUGACUUUCAUAUACUAGUUCAGAUCAUAAAGGUUUCAAACAAAAAACUGUUUUUUACUGGAAGAAUUACAAGGACACAUUAAAAUGUCCUCCAUGAAAAAGGACGUUUUUUCUGCUAACCUGCACACCUGCUGCUAAUUGCAGUGAAUAUAUUCCUAUACAGUCCCCUGAGCAGUUUGGUAUUCAAAUGGCAGAGAAAGGUUGUUUGAUGCAGUAUUAA